This is a messenger RNA of Lytechinus variegatus (green sea urchin), 705 nucleotides long. RefSeq lists its product as uncharacterized. The record is from RefSeq and is a predicted model, not a curated record. NCBI's taxonomy places the organism in Eukaryota, Metazoa, Echinodermata, Echinoidea, Temnopleuroida, Toxopneustidae. The transcript is spliced from 2 exons. Bases 1 to 303 code for a protein of 100 amino acids.
AUGUCACUUCACACCUUCAUCCUGGCCCUUUUCUUGACCGUGGUCAUUCUCGGUGCGUCGACGACGUCAGCGAUCACCGACCCCGAGAGAGACGCUGACUGGGGGUGGUAUAAUCGCGGAAUGGGAGUGAGGUUCAUUGACGAUCUCGCAAAGCGGGGCAACGGACUAGGCAGUGGACGAUACGUUCGAUGCAUCAAGAAGGGCACCGAUCAACGUUGUUUUUGUGACAUGGUGAGGAGUCCAAGAGAUCCAGGAUAUUACGUUGCCUGCUCUAAGUUCUCUCUAGAUCCAGAGGAAGAGUGAUUCUCCAUUUUACCGCAGUAAUAAAUCUUUAAUAAAACCAUUAAGACAUUGUUUGGAUUGUUACGAAGUGGUCCGAGAUGGACAUGAACGUUGAUGGCGCUUUUCUAUCAAACUUCCCCACGGAAAAAAAAGAAGAAUUUGCGGCAAGCCUUCUUAGGCCGAAUAUGUAUCUUGGUUGACGGUCGAUUGGAUGAUGUUUCAACGAGCAAGCAUGCGUUGUAUUGUGGUUUGUUUUAUACAUGUAUUUGUUUGUCUGUUUCGUUUUUUUUUAAUGUAUGGUAUUUGUCUUGUGACCAAGCUUUAUUUCAGAACUUUUUUUCGAGGUUUCGUUUGAUAGCGCAGAUAAUACUUGAGUUUGCGGCUUGUUAAAAAAUGUUGUUGAGUGCGCUUUACAAGAUCCCA